GUGGUCGUGCAACUUGGAGAGCUCUUCUGAAAACAAGUUUGUUUAGUUAAACUUCUGCUUUGUAUUUGUAAGUUUUAAACACGUUAUUGCUGCACAAACAAAUGCUUUCAGUUGGAAAAAAAAACAAAUUGUAAAAGCUGAAUUUCCGGGCUCGACUCAAACAAUAAAUGUGAUUUGAAUUUAUCAUGCUGCGCCUAACUUAAAAAAAAUUCUUACGCGCAGCAACUUUUCCAACGACUGUUUUCUGCUGAAUUUACUCGUUGCUCACCUAAAAACUGCACAUUAGAUCCAUAUAAGGAAAAGGAAAGCCUCAAUUUCGGCCAAAAGGGGCAAACUAACCGCCGAUGACCGUUUGAACUGUUGGGCGUAAACGUGCCCAGUCGGGACACUGCGCACUUUGAAUGCGGUGAACUGAAGACGGCGCUGCAGUUUGGUGUUAACAGGUGGACAUUACAGGUACGUUAAGGUGUGCACGUGGAAACAUAAUGGGUCUCUUGUUAAAGUUGAGUUGGCGUAAUUGCACAUUGCAGGCACUUUGGGCUGUUUUGUCAAAGGCCGCUAAAAAAAAAUACAACCGAAAACCUAAUUUCAUGCUAGCUGCAAACGAACGGCUAACGUUAGCCGUUAGCCCACGGCCACGUUGUCCGUCCGACAGCCAAUUUAACGGCACAUGUCUGUAGUUUCUUUUGAGUUUAGAGUCCGAUUAUAAAUCUCCCAACGUUUCACGCGUCGCAGACAAAUACGACAAUUCGAGGAAAACGUGAAUUUAUCAAUGUGCCGCUUGAGAGUCUGAAAUCCCGGCAGAAAGAGUCAAUAUGACUAACCUGGCUGGCCAGAUCGUGUUUUGUUUUGCCAGUUUGAAGAGCAGCUGCGUUUUUGACAGACGAAACUGUUGUGGAAUUUCUGCUUUUUCUAAUACAGUAAAUAAGCAUGUUUAUCGUGUCUAGUAAAUGUGAAUCAACAUAACAUCUACCAAGCAGGGAUGGAUCCGUGGUUGAAUAUAUUUGUAUACAUAUCUUCUUUUUAACUCGUCUAACCCUACUGAUUGGUCUGUCAGUUUCUAUUUCCCUGUGAAUUUAACCAGGAUGUCGGACAGUGAAUUCAUCAAGAAGAUGCUGCGGUCUGUACUUCAGUCCAGCAAGGCCGGUGUGUCCAUGAGUGACCUCCAGUCCGAUUACCGGUCACUGUGCGGAGAGCGCAUCCCGCUGCAGGCACUGGGUUUCUCGAAACUGGAGGACUAUCUCAAGAGCAUCCCCUCUGUGGUACGCCUGCAGCAGCUCCACAUGGGUGAUAUAAAAUGCUUUGCCGGAGUGUGUAAGGAGACGGCUAACAUUGCUGAGCUGGUGGCCAACCAGAAGAGCUCCAAGAAGUCUGGUCGCUCUCAAGUCGUCAACUGCAAAAUGAGAUUCAAACCUUCCAACCCAUACAUGCUCAAUGUGAGGCCAAGGUCCUCUCUCCGCCAACCUUCAGCAACUGGUGACUUUAACUGGAAAGCAAACCAUUUUAAGUCUAAUGACGGCUCAAGAGGCUUCAGCGCCUCCGGAGACUACAGGCAGUCGGACCAGAAGUUUAGCGUUGUCACUCCUGUCCAGCACAGACAACCAGCUCCUGAACCAGCUCCUCAAUCAGCUCCUCAACCAGCUGUACAACAGUAUUUCAUGCCUGACAGGAUAAAGAAGAACUCUGCAAACUGUCCGAGGCCCAGAGAAACUGUCACAGAGAAGCCUCCUGAACAAGUCGCCGGACUCGACCAAUUCCAACAGUCUUGUCUGUAUGACGUGGAGCUGGUGCAGAGCAGAAUAAAUCUGGUCCUGAAGAAACACUGCAGUGGAUUCUGGAUGUCGAAACUACCCGGUGUCUACAGUGAAAUGUUCAAUGAGACGCUCCACCCUCAGGUGCUCAUUGAUCUGAAAAAGUGGACACACAUCAUUCUGGUGGAGAAACCUCCUUCCACCAACCGAGCUGACCGCCUAAUCUACCCUCCUCUGCCUCCUAAACAGAGUAUUGUUCCUCGAAGAAGCACCACCAACAUGCCUCCAACAUCACCCACUGAUUCAACCACCACACCCAUUUCUUCACACCCCUCAACUCAUGUCCAACCUUCCUCCCCCUCCCUUCCUUUUUCGUUCCCCAAACCUAGAGUUCCCCACCAAGCCCCCUUUGCUAAACCAACCUUCCUUUUUCCUCCGCAACCUGAUGCUGCCUCUUCCAGCAAACCGAUAAAUUCAGUUACACUCCGCAGCCCUGCCCGCAACCCAGCUCUUGCUCCACAGCUGCCCUCCUGUGUUAAUCUGGCCCUCAAUUCCAGUGGUCAAUUUAAACUAAAUCCAAACAUGCCGACCACUGCCCCGAAUCACAAUCAAAACUCUUUAGCUCACUUGACUUGCCCUGCAUCAACCAGCGCUCCUUCAUUGGCUUCCCCCCUACAACCUGCCUCUGGAAUCUUACCAUUUCUUACGGUCACCUUCUCCCCUACAUUUGAUUCUAUCCCUUGUCCUCCCUCAACAUCCUCCGCUGUUGUGUCAGCUGAGGUGCGUCAGAGAAUAAAGGAGCUUCUGACCACGUGCAGUCAGGGUCUCUGGGCCCAUGCUUUGCCGAAACUCUUUAUGGAUACAUACAAGACGCCAUUCCCCAAUCAUAUUCUGGACAACUUGUCCCUUUUUCCGGAUAUAUUCUCUGUGGAGUACCCCAUUCCACAUGAUAAGAAGAAGGCCAUCCUGUUUAACUUCAUAAGCGCUGACAUGAAAGCCAAACAAAGUCAUGUCGGCCAGCCGUGCAGAAGCCCUCGCCUUCCCUCUGGUCUGGAGGUCCUGGGUCCCGUGGUGCCUCCCUGUCUGGUUCUUCCCUCUGAACAGUAUCCCUCUGUUCUGGUUGCGAAUGCCAAGAGAAGCAAUGCAGUUAUUUUAAGGUAUGUCGGUGAGAAAUACUCGAACGCCCAGGAAGCCAUGGAGAGGGCCAUGCACACUUUCUACAGCCAAAGCGCCACCCACCGUCCUCUUUCUAAGCCUGUGGUUGGUCAGCUGGUAACAGUCAGAGGGCAAGAUGGAGAGGAGCUAUCAAGAGCUCAAGUACUAGGUGUUAUGGCCCAUAACACGGUCAAGGUAUACUAUGUGGACGAUGGUUUCUCUGUGGAAACCAGUGGGAAUAAUCUUCUGGAGCUGCACCAGGACUUCCUCUCUCUGCCUUUCCAGGCUAUUAGUGUUGGACUUGCAGGUCUAGAGGCGUUCAGCUCUGAUCCGCUGGUGCUGUCUGCUCUGGAAAAGUUGGCAGUCGGAAAGAUCCUGCUGAUGGAGACAAUAGCGUCGUGUCAGCAGAAUGAGACGCCUGUUGCAGUUCUGUACGACACUUCGCAGGAUUGUGACAUCAACAUCAACUCCACUUGCCUGAAGGCUCUCCAGGACGUGACCAUGAGCAACCCUCUGACUAUCAAUGCUACCCAUCUGGAUGUGUGUGUCACAAAUGUGUGUGCCGAUGGUCUCAUCUACUGCCAGCUGCCCUGCAGAGGAACGGCAAGACUCGCCAAGCUACUGGAGGAAACGGAAGGUUUCUUCAUCUCCCAGAUGACUUCUGAGUUCCUGGUGUCCAGACCCUUCAUUGGCAAGUUCUGUCUAGCCCGCUACAAAGGAAUGUGGUCCAGAGUCGAGAUCGCCAACAUCUACGGAAACCGAGUGAUUGAGAUCCUCUACAUUGACCUGGGCGUCCCAGCAACAGUAGAGGUCACUGAUCUGCGAGAGAUCCCCCCUAUUUUCCUCAAAGUCUUCACCAUCAUCCCACCACUGGCAAUUAAAUGUCGCCUGGCUGACGUCAGAGUACCGGAGGGAGACUGGAGCCCAGAGGCUGUCCUGUGGCUGAAGAAGGCUGUCAUGGGCUCUGAAGACUGUACAAUGAAGAUCAUGAAAUUGGACCAGCACAAAGGGGGCCGGCUGGUCUACAUGUACCUCUUCAUCGGUGCUCGCAGUCCGGAGAUGGACAAGAGCAUCAACCAUCAGCUGGCCCAGUCAGAGUUGUGGCAGAAAUUAGUUUCUCACAACAGCAGAGGGGAUAUAGGUCUCAGUGCUCUCGUAGAGAAGUUGACUCUGAGCAGCCCGGUCCUGAAUACCAUCCCCACAUCCUCACCCCAACCUCUUCAAGGUGCAGAAGUCUCAUCUACUCCAGAUGUGACGACCAAGCCACUUGCGCUGCCUCCCCCACUGGAGUUGCCCCAGCCUGGCCAGAAUAUGGACGUGUUUGUGCCAGUGGCGUGCCACCCUGGUUACUUUGUGGUGCAGCCAUGGCAGGACCUGCAUAAACUGGUGGUGUUGAUGGGGGAGAUGAUGCUCUAUUAUAACCAGACCAACUCUGCACCAAACAUCCAGAAAGGACAGGUCUACGCCGCCAAAAUAGACAAGAAUUGGCACCGAGUGCAGGUGAAGGGGAUUCUGGCCAACGGGUUGGCUUCUGUGUUUGAGUUGGACUACGGCAAACAUGAGCUGGUCCGAAACACAUUCUUCAGGCCAUUGAUAGAGGAAUUCAGACAGCUGCCCUUCCAGGCCAUCACUACACAACUUGCAGGUAUGACCCAGGCCCAGUGGUCAGAGGAGGCCUCCAUGUUAUUCAGGAACCACGUGGAGAAUCGAGCGCUGGUGGCCCAGGUGGACAGCGUGUCCGAGGUUGCCGCUCAGCUGUGGCGAUGCCGGUUCUCUGUUUACCUGGUGGACACUACGUACGAGGAAAAGGACCUUUGGAUUCACAGCAUGAUGGCAGACAUCAGCAGUGAGCUGUCUUCGGCAGUCUAGGAUGUCUUCUCGUGCAAGUCGGUAAAUGAAUCGGCAACAUCGUUUUCAUUUUGUAAAAAUGGUGAACGUUGGACGCCAAACGUCACUUUCUCUGCCCUUGGAUUAUUCUCUCUCCCAAGGAAGGCCAUAAAGACGCCCUUUUUUUCCAUUUCAUUUUCUGGGGGUCAUAGAAAUAAAAGUUUUUUUGUCAAGUUAAUUUGCUUUCUUUAUUAAUGAGGAAUAAAGAAUACCCUACGCUUCAAAUGUUGCUCUUUCCAGUCUUCGUUGUUAAACGAACGGAAUUCUUUAUUCAUCAAAACGUUUAAGUUAAGCCACCUGUGUGUUUCAUGCUUUGUUGUUAUUUUUUACUACUCUCUUCUCCCAUCUAAUGUGCUUUUCGUUUGCUGUGCAUUAUGCAUGCUAUGGUGUGGCUCAUAAUGCACUUCAUUUUAUGUAUGUAUGUUUUUACAUGAAUACAAUUUGUAUUACUUACUGCAUUGCGGUAGUAUGUGAAAACAUUGUUUAAACUUCACUGAACAUCUUUUUUGAUAACUCAAUGUUUUUUGGCUAAAUGAAUAUGUUGUAAUAUUUGGAGUGUUUCAACAUGAAAAGCUGUUCACAAGGUUUUGUUCAAUUAAAGUUAUUAAACCAUGAAGUCA
Molecule: messenger RNA, 5413 nt
Organism: Pseudoliparis swirei
Lineage: Eukaryota; Metazoa; Chordata; Actinopteri; Perciformes; Liparidae
Gene: tdrd7a
Product: tudor domain containing 7 a
Exons: 21
Coding region: 1086-4775 (1229 amino acids)
Biological process (GO): lens morphogenesis in camera-type eye; spermatogenesis; lens fiber cell differentiation
Source: RefSeq, a predicted model, not a curated record